Molecule: messenger RNA, 1203 nt
Organism: Rubroshorea leprosula
Lineage: Eukaryota; Viridiplantae; Streptophyta; Magnoliopsida; Malvales; Dipterocarpaceae
Source: the annotation of a GenBank genome assembly
CAUCUCACUCUCAAUUCCCAUUUCCAUUUGCAAAAACUCCGCCUUUCUUUUCAAUUCUUCAGAGUAAUUUCAUUUUGUCGAGGUUUCCUCAUCUGGGUUUCUUCUCCCUUUUCCUCAAACAGAAAGGAAUUUCAGGUUGAUAAAGCUUUCUUCCGGAAAAUGGAUGUCUUGCAUUUUCUCGUCGGCGUUUUCGGAAAUGCCACUGGUCUCUUCCUCUUCUUGGCUCCUACGAUUACAUUUAAGAGGAUCAUAAAAAGCAAGUCCACAGAACAGUUCUCUGGCAUUCCGUAUGUGAUGACCUUGCUCAACUGCCUCCUCUCCGCUUGGUAUGGCCUCCCCUUUGUAUCCAAAAACAACAUUCUGGUUACAGCAAUCAACGGUACAGGAGCAGCAAUCGAAUCAAUCUACGUGCUGGUCUUUCUCAUCUACGCUCUAAAGAAGGAGAAGGCAAAAAUUCUCGGUCUCUUCGCGUUUAUACUCACUGUUUUCUCAGCCAUCGCCUUGGUUUCUGUCCUGGUCCUGCAUGGCAAAGCCAGGAUGCUCUUCUGUGGUUUGGCUGCUACCAUUUUCUCCAUCACCAUGUAUGCCUCACCUCUGUCCAUCAUGAGGCUGGUGAUCAAGACCAAGAGUGUGGAAUAUAUGCCAUUCUUCUUGUCACUUUUUGUGUUCCUCUGUGGCACUUCAUGGUUUAUUUUUGGUCUUCUUGGCCGUGACCCUUUUAUUGCUAUACCUAAUGGCUUCGGAUGUGGGCUUGGAGCAAUUCAGUUGAUCUUGUACUUCAUCUACCGGAAGAACCAGGGUGAUCCCAAGAAGGAAUCGACGGCUCAUGGCUCACUGGAGAUGGGACUGGAAAAGCCUCCUCAACAGGACAAGCAAUUGAAUGGUACAAAUACAAAGAAUGGUUCACAGGAUGAACAACUUUAGUAGAUUCUGUGCUGAUGAAAUCUAUACAGAUGGUCCAAACCAGAGCAUGAAUCAGAGCGCAUCGCUUCUAAGUUUCUUCUGUAACAUGCAUGUUCUAUGUUUUCGUGGUUUAAAGAAAAAUGCUAGUGCAUAUGCUUUCGUAAGAAUAUAUAUAUAAGAAAAAAAAAAAAAAAAAGGCUAUAGCAGCCUGCUUCAGGCUCUCCAUUUGUUAAAUCCUUGUGACGAAUGGCAUGAGAUCAAAAGCUAUAAGAAAUUGGUGAAUAAAAGUUUAGAAUAUAA